Messenger RNA from Rhinolophus ferrumequinum (greater horseshoe bat), 4114 nucleotides. RefSeq names its product solute carrier family 22 member 8 (gene SLC22A8). Gene Ontology annotation, biological process: transmembrane transport. Gene Ontology annotation, cellular component: membrane. Gene Ontology annotation, molecular function: transmembrane transporter activity. Lineage: Eukaryota; Metazoa; Chordata; Mammalia; Chiroptera; Rhinolophidae. The record is from RefSeq and is a predicted model, not a curated record. The transcript is spliced from 11 exons. The coding region runs from base 236 to 1969 and encodes 577 amino acids.
CCUGCGGCCGGCCGCUAAUCCUCAGAAGAAAAGUCAAACAUUAGCAGGGGAAACAGCUUGUGCCUUAUGUAAGGCCCCCUGGGGAAGGCACAAACACAGCUUGUUGGAGCUGAGCUGCCCAACUCUAGCAGCUGCUGGACCCUGGACAGAGCAAGGGCUUCAGCCACCUCGACCACCAGCCCCACCGGAGGGAGCCAGGCCCAGCCAUCAGCUCUGGACCAUCUUGCCCGACGCAAUGACCUUCUCCAAGCUCAUGGACAACGUGAACAGCAAGGGCCCCUUCCAGUUCCUCGUCACGGUCCUGCUGGGCAUCCCAAUCCUGGGCAUGGCCAACCACAACCUGCUGCAGAUCUUCACGGCCGCGACCCCUGCCCACCACUGCCGCCCAGCCCCCAACGCCUCCGCGGGGCCCUGGCUGCUCCCCAUGGGCCUGAAUGGGAAGCCCGAACCAUGCCUCCGCUUCGCAUACCCCCCCAACGCCAGCCUGACCAACGACACCCAGGGGGACACCGAGCCCUGCCUGGACGGCUGGGUCUACAACAUCAGCACCGGGAACUCCAUUGUGACUGAGUGGGACUUGGUCUGCGACUCCAACAAACUGAAGGAGAUGGCCCAGUCUGUGUUCAUGGCGGGCAUACUGAUUGGGGGGAUCGUGCUGGGAGACCUGUCUGACAGGUUUGGCCGAAAGCCCAUCCUGUCCUUCAGCUACCUGAUGCUGGCGGCCAGUGGCUCAGGUGCAGCCUUCAGCCCCACCCUCCCCACCUAUAUGGCCUUGCGCUUCCUGUGUGGCUUCAGCAUCUCAGGUGUUAGCCUGAGCACCGUGAUCUUGAAUGUCGAGUGGGUGUCUACCCGGAUGCGAGCCAUCACAUCGACUACAAUCGGCUACUUCUACACCUUCGGCCAGUUCAUUCUGCCCGGCCUGGCCUAUGGCAUCCCCCGGUGGCGCUGGCUACAGUUAACCGUGUCCAUUCCCUACUUUGCCUUCUUCCUGUUGUCCUGGUGGGUACCGGAGUCCAUACGCUGGAUGGUCCUGUCUGGAAAAUCUUCAAAGGCCUUGAAGAUUCUCCAGUGGGUGGCUAUCUUCAAUGGCAAGAAGGAAGAAGGAGAGAAACUCAGCCUAGAGGACCUCAGACUCAACCUGCAGACGGAGAUGUCCUUGGCCAAGGCCAAAUACAGCGUAGCGGACCUGUUCCGGAUACCCAUCCUGCGCCGUGUGACCUUCUGUCUUUCCCUGGCCUGGUUUGCCACCGGUUUUGCCUACUACAGUUUGGCUAUGGGUGUGGAAGAAUUCGGAUUCAACCUCUACCUCCUCCAGCUCGUCUUUGGUGGGGUCGACAUCCCAGCCAAGUUCAUCACCAUCCUUUCCAUAAGCUAUCUGGGCCGGCACAUCACCGAGGCCACUACCCUACUCCUGGCAGGAGGUUCCAUCCUGGCUCUCAUCUUUGUGCCCUCAGACUUGCAGACCCUGAGGACAGUACUGGCUGUGUUUGGAAAGGGAUGCCUGUCAAGCUCCUUCGCCUGCCUCUUCCUCUACACAAGCGAGCUAUACCCCACAGUCAUCCGGCAAACAGGUAUGGGCAUCACUAACCUGCUGACCCGCGUGGGAAGCAUGACCGCCCCACUGGUGAGAAUCACGGGAGAGAUGCAUCCCUUCAUCCCCAAUGUCAUUUUUGGGACCACCGCCCUCCUGGGAGGCAGUGCUGCCUUCUUCCUGCCUGAGACCCUCAAUCGACCCUUGCCAGAGACCAUCCAAGACAUGGAAAACUGGCAAAGGAGCCAAAGCUGGAGUCAGAAGCAGAAAAAGCUACCCAGAGGAUUCCUCUGCAGCCCUGUGGACUGGACCUGCGCCCCAGCUGAGGGCAGCAGAACCCCAUUUCCCUGCCUCCAGAGACUAAUCCCAGCCAGGUCCCUGCCUGCCUCUGGGCUCCGCAGGCAUUUGGAGGGGCACUGGGCGGGUCCGUGCUCUUAGAACAAAGUUUCUGAGAGCUUGUGAAGGUUCUCAGCCUUCCCUUACCUCUCUGUCCUCAUCCUCCCUGUAGCCCAGGCCCUGCCAUUCUUCUGCCCAGUCCUUCCCCACUUUCACCUCUCCCAUUGUUCCAGCUCCCUUUUCCUGAGGUCCCCCAGAUUCCCUGGCUCGAUCCUAACAAAGACAGCCUCCCCUUCUUGCCCUCCACCCCUUUCUUCAAUGGGAGGUUUCAAUAAAUGGCAAUGAAGAACGCAUACUGCUCAGGAAGAGGGAAGGGGAAGGGGGCAGGCCACUGUGUACCCAUGUGAGCUGCACAUGUACCCAUCUGUACUUGUGUACAAGCAAGUGUGGGCAUGUAGGGUCACACAAGCUGGGCUGAUGUGAAUAUGUACGUGCAUGUGGAGUGCACUGAGCUAUUUUAUACACCUUACACAUUAGUCUGCUCCAGCUGCUACAACAACCUGCCACUGACUAGGUCACUAAAACCACAAACACUUCUUUCUCACAGUUCUAGACGCCUCGAAGUCCAGGAUCAAGGUGCUGGCAAACUCAGUUCCUGGUGAGGGCUCUCUUCCUGGCUUGCAGCUGGCCACCUUCCAACUGUAUCCUCACGUGGAGAGAGAGGAAGCAAGUUUUCUGGUGUCUCUUCCAUAAGGACACCAAUCCCAUCAUGAGGGCCGCACCCGCAUGACGUCAUUUAACCCUAAGUCUCUCCCAGAGGCCCCACCUCCAAUUACCAUCUCACUGGGGGUUAGGCUUCAACAUAUGAAUUUGGGCAGGGACACAAUGUGGUCCAUAGCAAGUCCUGUGCUUGGGUGUGUCUACAUGUCCCAGAGAGCAUGUGAGCACAUGAGUGGACAAACCCAGAGAGGCAGCAGACAGAAGCCGGGCCCCUCCAGUCCUGAUCUUCCGGCCUUGCUUGCCCCAAGUCUCUGAUCCAUGUCUAGCUCCACACCCAUCAGACAGUUUUGUCUCCUAUUUAACUGAGAAAACUGCAGCCAAAGCUGACCACCUUUGAUGUCUGCUGCCAUGUUUCCCACAUUCCUUCUAAUCGCAGCAGAAAAGCCCAGUCCUCCAUUGGGGGCCUGCAUCCAGCCUCUCCCACCAGCCACUAUCCGCUUUUCCCCUUGGGUCUCUCCCCAUUCCCUUUCUCCUGGUUCCUUCCAUCACCAGUUAAAGAAGCUCAAGCCUCUCUUAUCUUAACAAAAACCAAACAAGCAAACGAAUCCUCCUCGGAUCUCCUCGGAUCUCCCUCCAGAGAUCACACUGUCUCUUUCUCCCAUUCAUAGCCAAACUUCACAGAGGAGGCGUCUGCCUCCCCGGCCUCCACAUUCUAACCUCAUACCUCUCCAUACUGGCUCCUACCCCUUCCCUGAAACUGCUUUCACCAAGGACACUCAUCACCCCUCUGCUGAAUCCAUAGGUCACUUUUUGUCCCUCCUCUUACUUGGCUUCUAUGCACAUUGGUUCUACUGGCCACACCCUCCUUCCUUGGUUUCUGAGAUGCCACAUGCUUGCAGCUCCUUCCCACACUCAGGCUGUUCCUUCUCAGUCUCCUUUGGCAUUUCCUCAAGGGUCUACAUCCCCAGAACCUACUAACUGAACAGUUACAUGACCCUAUAUCUCUGGACCAGAGGGCACUGCUGAUCCAAAUCUCAUUAAUCACGUGUUCUGUCCUCGGCGCAGUUUGAGCCAUGGAGGUUCUAGUCCAUCUCUUAGUCCUUGUCCUGAGAAGGUAAAUUAGCAGGAGGGUGGGCUAGCCCAGAUGCAAGUAGAGAAGAGAAAGCCAGCAAGCAGAGAAACAAUGAAGCAGGUGCACAAAGAAAAGAACAAGUGACAAUAGGGGCCCAGAUAAAUAGAACUGGUGAGACCAUUUGCACUGAUUCUUCAUGGAUUUCAAGUUCCAGAUUCUUAUCAGCCCUGGAUGCACUUUCUGACCUAAGGUCUAGUAAAGAUCCCUGAAUUCUCCAAAUAAAUUCCCCUUUUUGUUUAAGCUAAACUUGAAGAUUUCUAUUCCUUAUAACCAAAUAAUUCCAAAAUCAUCUCCUCUUCUUCCAUCAUCUCUUAAACACUGACAUUCCUCAGAACCCAUUCCUAGGAUCUCUUCCUCUAAUAACCUUUCCAGCACUGUCCAAUGGAGAUAUGAUG